Necator americanus (New World hookworm) is the source of this 426-nucleotide messenger RNA. RefSeq lists its product as uncharacterized. Gene Ontology annotation, cellular component: signal recognition particle, endoplasmic reticulum targeting. The transcript is spliced from 4 exons. Lineage: Eukaryota; Metazoa; Nematoda; Chromadorea; Rhabditida; Ancylostomatidae. Gene Ontology annotation, biological process: SRP-dependent cotranslational protein targeting to membrane, signal sequence recognition; SRP-dependent cotranslational protein targeting to membrane. Bases 1 to 426 code for a protein of 141 amino acids. Gene Ontology annotation, molecular function: 7S RNA binding. The record is from RefSeq and is a predicted model, not a curated record.
AUGGCAGAUGUCAAAUCGAAGCCGUUUUCCGACGAGAAGCGAUGGGUCGUGAUCUAUCCUACCUAUAUUAACAGCAAAAGGACAACGGUACAAGGUCGAAAAAUCCCCAAACAAUUGGCAGUUGAAAACCCAACAUCUACUGAAAUUCGCGAUGUUUUAGCGGCCACUGGAUUGAACCCGGUUUUAGAACGCGGUAAACUCCAUCCAAGAGAGCAAGAUCGAGAGCCUGAAAAUCGCGGUCGAGUUCGAGUCCAGUUAAAAAACGAUGAUGGAACUGCAUUUAACAAAGAUUACCCGACUAGGGCGGCAUUGCUAAAAUACGUAGCCAGCAUGAUUCCUAAGCUGAAAACACGACAACCAGGGUAUGUGGCCACAGCUGCUGGUGCAGGUUCUUCCACCGCUAAAAAGAUUAAGAAGAAGAAAUAG